This is a messenger RNA of Dinoponera quadriceps, 3059 nucleotides long. RefSeq names its product integrator complex subunit 5 (gene omd). The record is from RefSeq and is a predicted model, not a curated record. Gene Ontology annotation, biological process: snRNA 3'-end processing. The transcript has 11 exons. Gene Ontology annotation, cellular component: integrator complex. Bases 156 to 2960 code for a protein of 934 amino acids. Lineage: Eukaryota; Metazoa; Arthropoda; Insecta; Hymenoptera; Formicidae.
GAAAGCAGCAACACCCGUUUGCGGCAUGUGCGACAUAACCUCUCAAUCGGUGGGAGCCGCCGCACGGAUCAAAGUUGUAAUGUGAUGCAUUUGUACGGUACUUAUUAGAAGUAGGGAAGUGAAUCGGACAAUGGUUGACGACUAAAUACGUUAUUAUGGACGAUUCGCUACGAAUGAUACACGAUAUGGCGUCUUUGUCGCCUCAAGAUAUCCUAGCCGAGAUUAGGAAGUUCAUCUCCGGCGCCGUUAGGCCUUCCCACGGCACAAACGCGCAAGAUGUGACGCGUACGGCGUUAUUCCUGUUGAAAAACGUUCCCGCGACGAGGGACGCCGUGCUCGAGUAUCUUUGCAACGUGUUCUUCGUCGCGGUGACGAAAUACGUUCGCCAACUCGAGACAAAACAAACCACGGCAAUACCGGAAGAAAGCAUCAUAGCGGAGAUCCAUACCGUUCUAAGUAAUUUCAUCAAUGGAAAUCCAGAGGCAUGGGCGCCCAUUGUGUCAGCGUGGUCGUUGGAAUUGCUCGGCAAACUGUCGUCCGACUACUCGAAACGUGGCAACUUGCCCGCGAAGCCCAGCAUCAACGAUUUUCUCCAGCAGUGGAUGUCAUGCCGCGCAACUCGAACUCUCAUAGAUAUCACGGCUCAAUGUUUACAGUGUCUCAUGCAUUCUGAUACCGAGUCUUGCAUCAAGGCUUUGUUAGAUACCAGUGUGCUACACAGCCCGUACUUCGAUUGGGUCGUCGCUCACGUAGGCAGCUGUUUCCCAAACACAGUGAUCACCAGGGUACUGUCGUGUGGCCUGAAAGAUUUCUGCGCUGUUGGUUACGAGCAUAACGUCAAGAAUCCAAAGUUGAAUUCUGUUGUUGGCAUACUAGGACAUUUAGCAGGUAGUCAUUCUCAAGAUAUCAGGAGGGCAUUGCUGGAUUUAUUUGGGUGGAGCUUAGUUGAGGAUGUAAAGCUCGAUGAAGAUAUCAAGAAGCAGAAAUUGGCUACAGUGCCGUUCCUCUUGAAUCUAGCGUCGUUGUCGCCGACCCUCUUAAAAGCAGUAACCUGCGAUGUGUUACAAACGCUGAAGCCGGACGUCAUACCACGUCUCGCGUUGUUUGCGGCGGACUGGUGCAGGUAUUUCGACGAUCAGCCACAAGCAUUGAUGGACCUGACCGUGCACUUGGCGUUGGGAUGCGAGCAAGGCGCGUUGCAGAUAAUAAACAUACUGUUGGACACUAGCUUAAACACGAGCAACGUCGGCUAUCACAGCGUCAACGCGGCGCAAAACGUGAAGAACGUGUGCCGCGAGAUAUUGGAGCUGAUACUGCAAGAGAUCGAUCUCUUUUUGAGAACGCACGGGCCUCAGACCAACAAAGUCGCCCUGUUGAAUUCGAUCAGGCAGGAUAUCUCGUUGUUGGAGCCGAUGUUGUUGAAUCCCAACCCGCUGCGCGUACAGACCGCCGUCAGAUUGCUAUGCUUCCUCCAAGGCCGGAGCCAAAACAUUGUCGUCUCCAUGGCGGCUUAUAUGUUGGUGAAGGCGCAAACGACGUUUCAUCUCGCCGCCUUGUUGCGUCUCAUCACCAACAACAUCGUGUUGUUCCCCGUGAACAAGUCUGAGAAUAACCUCGUCGGUAGCGGCCACUUUACGCAGGUCUUGGAGCAAGCGCUCAGAGAGAUACACUAUAAGAACGUCGUAGACAAGAAAGAGUUGAGACAGUUAUUUCAAAAUCUCAUCAUAUUGUUGAAGUGGGAAAAGUCGAAUAAAGCGGCGAUACUGCAGUCGAAGAUGAUCACCAGGGCGCUCAGAUCGAAUUUACAUCAAGUGUCUUGUUUAUUAGCGAAAACCAACGACUUCGACCUGGCAACCGACAUGAUCGUUCUGCUUGAUCUGCUGAGCACGCCCGAAAAGGAUCACAUUCUCAACGUGGAGCUUAUGCUGAGACUGACGAGGGCGUUCAUUCAUUACUUCUUUCUAUGCAUUGCACAAACUGACGUCAUCAAGAAGCAGCAAGGUGUAAAGACAGUGUGCCACCUGCUGAGAGAUCUGACAUGUUACUCACCGUGCGCGCGCGUGUUGGCGCUCAGAGAAAUAUUAGAGAACAGUAUCGAUAACGAGGAGGCCCAGUUCUUCGGCGCGAAGGAGAAAUUUGAGCCUCGUUUCGAGGAAAUGUUGCUGCUACAUCAGAAUCAUAAACAGGUGACGAGCACCAUGUUGGCGCAGCGACACUCGUCGGUGUUUCACGCCGGUGUGAUAGGACACGGCCCACGGAGGCUACCGCCUGAAAAUUUGAUCGAUAAGGAGGUCAUUGCUGUAAACAAGAUGCUGUUAAUAGACGUUAUAAAGGCGUGUUGCAGUAACCAGGAUUCGGAUCGAUAUCCCGUCAACUUGGACGCCUUGAUGAUGGUCAGUCUGCUGUUGGUUGAAUUGGUAUCACCCGAUGUUAUGUACAACGGUCUUCCGUGGCCCGACGAGGAGUUCACCAAAGUGACGAUAGAAAGAGACCUGCAAAUCCGUCGGAAGUUCAAGGACGUACCUCUACUGUGGACGUUGCUGGAACUGACCGCCUGGUACAGACCAGCGUUGGCGUACAGCUCGGUCUUACUCAGAGGCAUCGCUGCGACCGUCAUGGCCAACUGGAAUACAGAGGAUGGCGUUUCUCUCGUCAAUAUAAUGGCGCUGGGUCAACUGUUACCGCCGCCGUUGGCGAGUAUCCGGGACAUCCUGCCCGUUUUGGAGCUGCACCAGAUCAACACGGUGAUGAAGGAAUGCGUAUGGGCGUACAUGCGCGAACACGUGCCUUCCCCGGCUUUGUUCACUCGUACCGAAGGCGCUAACAUAGCUUGGAGAGACACUGACACGUCAAUGCCCAACGCACGUUUCACGGAUACUCUUCGUCUGGUGCUGCUAGCGAAUAUUCAUACUCUGGGAUCUUUGUACUCGACGUUAUUUUACAAUGAGAACAAACAAUAAGAACGUGCCGCGUCUCAGACGCGGGAUUCACGUCGAUUUCGACGACUGUACAUAACACUGAUCGGAAGUGGCGGUAAUAAAAUUAAAGUGUUACCUGAA